This is a messenger RNA of Solea senegalensis (Senegalese sole), 2538 nucleotides long. Its product is annotated as putative monooxygenase p33MONOX. Gene Ontology annotation, cellular component: cytoplasm. The transcript is spliced from 7 exons. The coding region runs from base 668 to 1612 and encodes 314 amino acids. Lineage: Eukaryota; Metazoa; Chordata; Actinopteri; Pleuronectiformes; Soleidae. The record is from RefSeq and is a predicted model, not a curated record.
CAUCAGCAGAUGCAUGUGUUCCCCAGUCUACAAAGCAGACGAGAAAUGUCCCCAACAUUAAUUUGUUGACUCUCUGAAUUCAGAUUCAGAUUAGGUUACUGCAUGCUGGAGAUGCAGGUGAAUUCCAGUGAGUGGAAAGUGAGCGUAGAUAAGAGUGAGCCCUGAUAAUAGAGGUGGACGGGUUCACCUCUAUUUCUAUUUUCUUCACUUUGGAACAGGCUGCAGUCACACAUUCAUUUCCUCAUUCUCAAAAAGCUGAACCAUGUAGAGAAGUAGAGGCUGGUACGUGAGGACCGACUGACUCAGUAUUCAUGACGCUGUUGUAACCAGAGCUCAGGUUCUAUUUGGAGUAAGUCAGAAAAAGAACACCGCGCACUGUGCUUAGUAAAUACAAGAGUCUGUUGUGUACAUAUUCUCUGACAUGAACGUGCUUUGGCUCAUGAAACCAUGAGUGCAUUGUUGUGUUGUGGUGAUCAGCCUCACAUGUUGGUUCCUCUAAUAUAAUGUGGUCAGACAGGAGCAGGACCUUUCUGUCUGUCAUGUCAUCCUGUACCUCUGUGUCAUAUCAUGUGAUGAGGCGAUUAGGUUUGGAGUCCAAAGUCAAGCGGAGCUGCUGACCAUCACAGUGUCAGUCCACUCUUAAGCGUCAGUGUCUCUCUGUGUCAAAAUGGCCUCCAGACGAGGAGACCUUCCAGCUCUUGAGUUGGGUUCGUCAUCCACAUUCUUUGGUGCCUCGUCGUCUCCCGUUGGAAUGACUCGGCGUAGCAUCAGCUACGAUGCGCUCAUGGACGCCCCCAUACAUUCACCGCCUCCAGACCUGACUGUUAACAUCUUGUGGAAAGACCCAGUCAUCCCACAGCACAAGUUCCGCAAUGGAGCAGAGGAGGGAGAGAAGAGUGGGAAGUUGGUGACUUUUGAGGCACCAACACCAGUCAAGUCCCCUGUGCCGGUGGUGAAAGCUAAGGCCACCUCUUUAAUGACCUCGUUUAUGAUAAAGCAAAGCCAGGAGAAUCUUGAGAGGUUUGAGCACCAGGCUGGGCUGACAGACACGGGAUAUUCCCCCCACAAAGGCCUCUCCACUGAGGAGACACGCUUUCAUCGACACACGGUGCCAAAGUUGAGAAUGCCAAGUGGGGACUUCAAAGAGGACAGGCUUCCAACAUCAGCACAAUCCACCCCAAGUUGUACCCCUUCUGUCACCCCCAACGUCACCCCCUGCGUCAGUCCCUACGCGUCACCGGCUGCUACUCGCAGGAGCUGGUUCCAGCCAUCUCUUGCCACCCCAGAACUCAGUCCAAACCUCAGCACAGACAUGGGAGGAAAUGAAGGAGGAGGAGACAGGUGGAGUUUCUUUGGAACUCGGUCUGUGGUACAGAAGUCCCCCACUGACCCAGGCUCUGACACCAGCACAGGCUUUUCACUACAAUCCUACUUCGGCCUGCAGAAGUCCUCAACCAUGGAUGGCACCAACACACAGAUAAACCUCAAGGUGCAGGACCCUGCCAACUUCAUGACCCAAAAGAUUGAUUUAUUGGGUAUCGAGGGCAAGCCUCCACGGCCACACAAACUAAAACCUCGGGACAUGAAUGUCUUAACACCGUCAGGCUUCUGAAGCUGGACCAGCUGCGUGCAGUUCCACUUCUUUACCACAUCUCUCAGUUUUCUUUCUUUCUGUCUGGUAGCUUCCUAUAUCCCCUUUGUGAGAUAGUGAGGCUGAGAGGAAUAAGAAGGAUCACCUGUAGCAUUAGCUCACCUGCCCCAGAGACGUCACCACACGCUUGCUUCUCCCAGCAGCAAUUAGUCCACAUCAUCACCUUCUACCUAACUGGUCCAACUAAAACACCAAAUUACCUUCAUUUGUCAUUGUAAAGAAGGCUGUAUUAUUGUUGAUAUUAUUAUUAUUAUUGUUGUUGCACUCUUAUAUAAUGGGUGCACUAGCAUGCAAAUGCAUUGGUAACCUCAUUUUAUUGUCAGAUGUGGCAUGAGACUGAAGACACGGAAGCAUCAUGCCAUUCCCUUGCUGAAAUCAUCACGUCUCAUUCAAAAAGCUCAGUCGCCUCGUUUGAACCUUUUUUAUUUUAGAUAAGUUCACAAGUUGUGCAGUGCUUUUUGUCUGUUGGCAUGCAGGGUAUAGCACGGUAUGACUGAAUUAUGCCUAAACCUGCUUGUGACUUUCUUGUACAAGUUGAGCUUUUUGUUUUUGUAUCAUAUGCAAGAGUGUUUAAUUUUACUUCGACAGUAUGACUGAUAGCCUGAAAUCAUUUUUUUUUUAUUAUUGUUAUUUGAAAGUGUUUCAUUCAUAUUGACCUGCUUUAAUUCAACAUUGUUCAUUCUAAAUAGGUCAUUUGUUAGGUUUGUAUGAUUUUUGUUUAAUGCUUGCUUGAAGUGGUCAUUUUCAGUUGUGUGUAUGUGUGAGAGAGAGAGACACGGAGAGAUGGUUUAAGAAUCUACUCUGUUUUAUUAGAUAAACUUGAUUAAUUGCACAAGGGAGAUUUUCUCCAUCUCACGUCUGUAAAUAAAUCUGAUGGUAACAAGCAA